Messenger RNA from Candida tropicalis MYA-3404, 630 nucleotides. RefSeq lists its product as uncharacterized. The coding region runs from base 1 to 630 and encodes 209 amino acids. The record is from RefSeq and is a predicted model, not a curated record. The transcript has a single exon. NCBI's taxonomy places the organism in Eukaryota, Fungi, Ascomycota, Pichiomycetes, Serinales, Debaryomycetaceae.
AUGUCAAAAGCUUUAUGUUGUUACGCAUUUGAAACGUUAUGUAAUAAAUUAAACGUUGAUCCCAGUCAAAAAAAGAUUCCGUUAUCCAAAUUUUACCAAAUUCUUAAAGAGAAUCCAAGUAAUUUUCCAACACUGGCACCAUUAUUUAUAACAUGGAAUAAAAAUCACAACUUAAGAGGGUGUAUCGGAACUUUCUCCAAAUUAUCUAUAGAUUCAGGAGUAUCAAGAUUUUCAUUGACUUCAGCAUUACAAGACCCAAGAUUCCCGCCAAUUAGUGUUAAUGAAAUUGAAGAUUUAGAAGUAUCGGUGACAUUAUUAGACAAUUUUAUUCCAAUUAAUAAUCCAACAGAAUGGGAAAUUGGAUUGAAUGGAUUAAAAGUUUCAUUCGAUAUUGAUGGUGGACACUAUUCUGGAACUUUCUUACCUAGUGUUGCCGAAGAAGAAGAGUGGGACAAAUUGACUACAUUGUAUUACUUACUAAAGAAGGCUGAUUAUCCUGUCUCUAAAGCAAAUACCCUUAAGUUUUAUGAGAAAGGUUUGAAUGAAGGUUGGUUGAAGUUGACGAAAUACGAUGGUUUAAAAAGUAAGUUGGAAUAUGAUGAAUACAUCAACAUUAGAAAUCAAAUUUAA